Molecule: messenger RNA, 618 nt
Organism: Peronospora farinosa
Lineage: Eukaryota; Oomycota; Peronosporomycetes; Peronosporales; Peronosporaceae
Source: the annotation of a GenBank genome assembly
AUGGCAAAUGCCCCACGCAUGCGUCGCGUACGGGCUACCGACCAAGGACCUCUGGACUGGCUGGUUCCCUUUAUCCCUCCUGUACUGCGAGUAAACCGCGAGACACGUGCCGAGAUUUGUCGCAAGGUUGCAAAUUUGUUGUCGAAAGAGACGAUGGAGAGUAUCGUGCUUGCUUUGAGACCUCAUUGGCGCUCGCUUGCCGUUUUCUUGUUGGGGACGGCCAUUUGGAUGAAGGGACUUGUCUACAUUCAUUAUAACGAGACCGAGUUUGCGGUGGCGUACGUUAUUCUUUCGGGCUUUGUUGUAUUAGGAUAUCACCUGCUGGUCGGAGGAGAAGGAUAUACGGGUGACAUGAGCGCGUACUCCGUCUUUAAUCGUGGCGCCCAGAGGAUGCUUGGAUCGCUGUCAGCAGAACAGUUUGAGAAUGAAAUUCGUCAUCGACAAGUAGAGCACGAAGAUAUUCCACGACCAGAAGCGUUGCUGGCAGCUCACGAUCUUGGAGUUCAUGAUGAAGUUGAAAAUGAAGAUGACCCUGACUUGAUAAUGGCACUGGAACUUUCACUGCAAGAAAUGAAGCGCGAAGAUCGCCAAAAUCGCCGCACAACCCGUAGGAAGUGA